AUGAGGAGUCUCUGGGGUAUUGUGGUUGAGCUUGAGUUAGACUUAAACCAAAGUAAAGACGAGACUCUGAACGUUUCGUUUGCUAUGCAAUCAAUUCGUGUUUUCUAUUUUCUACCAUACAAAGUAUUGUGUAGGCUCCGUAUAAUGAAGUAUAAGAACCAAGUGUGGCGAAAGGCAAAGUUGUAUGAAAAGGGAAAAGACAUGGCGAGAAAGAACCAAGAGACAGCACCAAAGGAACAGCUUAGCCCGGUUUCACAGCUGUUCGCUUCACCGAGUCUCUACUGCGUCAUUGUUUUAACUUUAGGGCUUCAAACUAGAUGCAACCCAACCACCAUUGUAGAAGGUAUCAAGAACACUUGGAUCAACCUCCCUCGCUUCUCUAGCAAAGUGGAGAUGAGGAAAAAUGGAAAAGCGUUUUGGAUCCCUGUUAGUGUUCGAGUAGAAGAUCAUGUUAUUAUUCCAGAAUUUGAUAGUUCCAGUUACAUUGACAAUCCUGAUCAAUUUAUUGAAGACUACACGUCGAACCUAGCAAAUACUCCAAUGGACAUGUCCAAACCUUUAUGGGAACUUCAUUUACUUAAUAUAAAGACGUCAAAUGCAGAAUCAUUACUUAUAGGAAAGCUUCAUCAUUCACUUGGGGAUGGGAUGUCUCUUAUGUCUCUUCUACUCGCUAGUUCGCGAAAAACAUCAGACCCUGAGGCUCUUCCUACUACUGCGGCUACAACACAACAUGUUGAUUCCAACCAUAGGGGCUGGUUGUUGGUUGAGAGAUUUUGGUUAAUGAUAAGAAUCAUUUUCACAACUCUUAUUGAAGUGUUCAAGUGUUUGCUUACACUAUGUUUUUUGCGGGAUACUAAAACUCCUCUCACUGGUAAACCGGGAGACAGAACUCAAUCUACAAAGAUUAUACAUCGGAUGAUAAGCCUUGAUGAUGUCAAGUUGGUGAAGAAUACAAUGAAGAUGAAAGUAAAUGAUGUACUUCUUGGAAUGACACAAGCAGGCCUCUCAAGAUAUUUGAGCAAAAAAUUUGAUGAAGAUAUGGUGGUCGAGAAGAAAAUGUCCUUAGACAAAAUUCGUCUACGUGGUACAGUAGCUGUAAAUUUAAGACCAGAUACAAAGAUCGAGGAUCUUGCUAAUAUGAUGGCAAAGGGUUCAAAGUGUAGAUGGGGAAACUUCGUAGGUAUUGUUAUACUUCCUUUAUGGAUACGAUCUGAGGAUGAUCCGUUGGAAUACAUCCGGCGAGCCAAAGCUACUAUGGAUAUGAAAAAAAUCUCCGUGGAAGCACUUUUUUACUAUGGACUCGUCAAAUUCGCCAUGAAAAUAUUAGGAGAAAAGGUAAUAGAAUCUAUUGUGAAGAGAUUAUGUGAUCACACAACAUUGACAUUUUCAAAUGUGAUCGGUCCAGACGAAGAAAUAAGUUUUUUUGGCCAUCCGAUGUCUUAUGUCACAGCAAGCGCUUUGGGUGGACCACAAGCUCUUAUUAUCCAUUACGUGAGCUACGUAAACAAGAUUAUCAUUAAUCUAGCCGUCGAUACAACGGUGAUUCCAGACCCUCAUCUACUAUGUGAUGACUUGGUAGAAUCGCUCGAUAUCAUCAAACUCGCUGUCUUGGAGAAAGGAGAUCAUAAAAUAGAGGUUUGAUCACCAUAUAUAUAAUUGUAAGGCUUCGAAAGGUAAAAUGUGGUGAAGUGUAGAAAUGCAACU
Capsella rubella is the source of this 1704-nucleotide messenger RNA. RefSeq names its product O-acyltransferase WSD1. The record is from RefSeq and is a predicted model, not a curated record. NCBI's taxonomy places the organism in Eukaryota, Viridiplantae, Streptophyta, Magnoliopsida, Brassicales, Brassicaceae. Gene Ontology annotation, cellular component: plasma membrane. Gene Ontology annotation, molecular function: diacylglycerol O-acyltransferase activity; long-chain-alcohol O-fatty-acyltransferase activity. The transcript has 8 exons. Gene Ontology annotation, biological process: triglyceride biosynthetic process. Bases 1 to 1641 code for a protein of 546 amino acids.